AUGAUAGAAAAAAUCUAAAUGUUUGGAGACACUCCACUUUGCCGUUUUGGUCAUACAAUGACCUACAUGAACCAGAAAACAAUAAUUUUAUUUGGAGGAGCAACAGGGGAUACAGGAAAAUAUAAUAUAACAGGUGAUGUUUAUUAAUGCGAUAUAAUACUCAAAUAAUGGAAACGUAUAAAUCCUUAGGGAGUUCCUCCAUAAAAUCGAGCCGCGCACGCAGCUGCGGCAAUAGAUAAUAAUAAUAAAAUGGUGAUAUUUGGGGGUGCAAUUGGCGGUGGAGGAAUGGCAGAUGAUAAUUUAUAUUUAUUAGAUUUAUCUUAAGGGUAGGAUAAAGAAUAAUGGAUAACAAUUCCUGUAUAUGGAAGUACUCCUGGUAGAAGAUACGGACAUACAAUGAUUUUUGUAAAACCUUUUAUUGUAGUAUAUGGGGGAAAUACCGGAACAGAAUCUGUAAGUGAUGCUUGGGUUUUAAAUAUUGAAAAAGCGCCCUAUAGUUGGCAAAAAUUAGAUUGUUAAGGGGAUAGUCCUGUUGUACGAGUUUAUCAUUCAGCUGCUUUAUGUAGUUCAGGAGCAGCGAAUGGCAUGAUGGUAGUUUUUGGGGGAAGAACAUAAGAUUAAUCUGCUUUGAAUGAUAGUUGGGGUUUAAGAAAACAUAGGGAUGGGAGAUGGGAUUGGGUAAAAGCUCCUUAUAAGAUAAAUUCUGAAUUACCUAUACAUAGAUAUUAAGUUAUUAGAUUAGCUUAAGAAGCAGUCGUGGGAGUUGCUUAUGAUCCUAAUAGUGAGACGGAUAAUUUAACAAAGAAAGUUUCUAUUUAAAAAUUAUAAAAAUAAGGAAUUAAAUUAAAUGCUAAUUCAAGAUACGGAACUGAUAUUUAGGGAAUUGCAAGUAAAAAAUUAUAUUACGAAUCAAUUUAUUAAAUAUUUUUGGAUAAUUUACUUUUACCAAAUUAAUAUGAGAAUUCUACUCAAAAAGAUUAUCUUUCUUAUAUAAAAAAAGAGAAUAUAAUAAAACUAUGCGAUGAAGUAUAAAAAAUAUUCGAAAAAGAACCUAUGGUAUUACGUUUGAGAUGUCCAAUUAAAAUUUUUGGCAACUUAAAUGGAUAAUACGAAGAUUUAAUGAGAUUUUUUAAUCAUUUCGGAUCACCUUGUGAUAAUUAAUAGAAUGAUGAAGAUAUUGAUUUUAAUGAUUAUUUAUUUUUGGGAAAUUAUUUGGGAAGAGGUACGAUGUAAAUAGAGACAAUUUUAUUAUUAUUUGCUUUAAAAUUAAAAUAUUUUGAUUAAAUAUUUAUGUUAAGGGGAAAUAUGGAAGAUAAGAAAAUUAAUAAAGCAACUGGAUUUGCAGAUGAAUGUGCAUUGAAAUUUUAAGAAGAUUAGAAUGAUCCAUAUUCGGUAUUUUAAAGAAUUAAUAAAGUGUUCGAAUAUAUGCCUAUAGCAUGUGUUUUAGAAGAUUCGAUUUUCUGUGUACAUAGUGGAAUAGGUAGUACAUUGAGAAUUAUUGAUGAAAUAGAAGGGAUACCACGUCCUUUUGAAAUUAUUUAGGACCCAAAGACUUAUUAGCAUAAAAUUGCUUUGGAAUUAUUAUGGAGUGACCCUAAUUUAGAUGAGAAUGUGGUAGAAAAUAUUCCGAAUAAUGAACAUGAUAUUUUUAAUACAAAAAAUGUUAUAAGAUUUGGAUAAGGGAGAAUUCGAAAAUUCAUGUAGGAUAAUGGAGUCUGUAUGAUUAUUAGAAGCAAUGAACCAGUUAUGAAAGGGAUUUAAAAAAGUAAUAAUAAUGUAAUUACGCUUUUUUCAAAUACUAAUUAUGCGGGUAAAUUUUAAAAUAAUGCGGCUAUAUUGUAAAUUGGAAAACAAAGAAAAAUUUAACCUAAAUUAAUUUAGUGUAAUAUUAAUUUUAAUAGUAGCUAAGCGUGGUUUGAUCUGGAGUUAAUGCUUGAGUAAAAAAAUUAAAUGAAAUAUAAUUUGGUUGAUUAGGAAGAAGUUAUUAUUAGAAAAAAACAGGCUACUCCACCUAGAGAUAUUAAUUAGUGA
Ichthyophthirius multifiliis is the source of this 2031-nucleotide messenger RNA. Its product is annotated as ser thr protein phosphatase family protein, putative. Gene Ontology annotation, molecular function: hydrolase activity; protein binding. The record is from RefSeq and is a predicted model, not a curated record. The transcript is spliced from 4 exons. Lineage: Eukaryota; Ciliophora; Oligohymenophorea; Hymenostomatida.